GCUACGCCACAUCGUUCAUUUAAUUAGCGCUGACAAGUCUUUCACACAACAUUGUGCUCUCGUUGAAUACAUACUGUGUUCUUUACGAAGUAAAACGUUUCUAAAAUGGGAUUGCUCUUCAUAACCACGUUAGUUGUGGUGCUCCAAAACGCAGCCCAGCCAUCCGAGAGUUUAUCUGUCACAAACUACGGCACGAAGCAAAUCAGUAUGAUGCGACACGGAGAAAAAUAUGCCACGAAUCGGCCUUGCUAUGCUUGGGAGGAUGUGCAACCAAAGUACCACGGAAUGACCCACAUUAGAGGCAUUAACGAUAAAGUAGGCUCGUUUAUCUUCGAUGUCGAUGCGCCUGUGUUUGUUUAUCUUGCCGUCGACUCGCGUUACCCAUACAUACACGGAAUCGCUUUCGAAAACACGCACGACAAGUUCAUGCUUGGCGGCUGUCAUAGCCGAACACCGUUUCACAUCUACAGAAGCAAAAAAGCUCUUGGCCCGGGAAAAGUGGUCGUAAAGUUCAAUGCAUCGCGAAUGACAGGUGUUCUCGUCCGAGAUGCAAGACUGGUCCAACCCGCAGCCGAGUUGAAAAUCGCCCCUCUAUCCUCGACUCAUGCCGAACUCAGUAUGGUACGAGAUGGAGAGAAAUUCAGCACAAACCGCGCCUGUUACACAAUGACCAACAUUCCUCCAAGGUUUUAUGGUCUGACUCACGUCCGACUUUUGAACGACGAGAAAUCAAUAUCGUUUCAAAUAAAUGUCCCAGCCAUUAUCUACGUCGCCAUCGACUCGCGUUACCCCAACAUUCUUCCGUCCACCUUUGUGUUUACGGGCGAGAAAAUCGUUCAUGCAGGAUGUCAUUCUCCGACAGACUUCCCAGUGUAUUCGCAGAAAUUCGCCCCGGGUAACGUUGCAAUCACUUUAAAGAAACUCAGAAUGUUGGCCGUUUUUGUGGAGCCAAUCGUGGACAAUACAUUCAAAUCUGGGAUUUAUUAGAACUGAUAAGUUUCUUAGAACUGAUAAUUUCUUAGAACUGAUAAUUUCUUAGAACUGAUAAUUUCUUAGAACUGAUAAUUUCUUAGAACAUUUGGCGUGACUGCUCCAAAAUACAGCUAGUAUAUGCGAGUUAAUUUUUGACCCAUAUAUAUAUUUUAACCUAUUACAGUAACCAUUUCAUUGUAGUUGAUUUAAUUGAUCACAUGCAAUUGCAUUACACACCGCGUGAAAAAUCUCACAUCUUGUAGCAAGUCUGCCAACAAGUUGUGUUCGCACUGCUUGUCCCCAGUUGUCAACAAGUUUGGAAUAAGCGGUUAACAACUUGUAACAACCUUGUCGAUACUAUCAUACUUGUUGCAAGGUUGUUCUAGCCGAACAGGUCACACGAUAUAACAAUGUUGUUACAACCUUGUCACGUCAAACUUGUAACAUUCUAGUUGUUGUAUCAUGACUGUAUCAGACUUGUUAGAACAACCUUGUAACAAGUCGAAACCUAGCUCGAAG
Molecule: messenger RNA, 1491 nt
Organism: Paramuricea clavata
Lineage: Eukaryota; Metazoa; Cnidaria; Anthozoa; Malacalcyonacea; Plexauridae
Source: the annotation of a GenBank genome assembly